Messenger RNA from Calliphora vicina (urban bluebottle blowfly), 1631 nucleotides. It is a transcript of the gene bou, whose product is annotated as boudin. The record is from RefSeq and is a predicted model, not a curated record. The transcript has a single exon. NCBI's taxonomy places the organism in Eukaryota, Metazoa, Arthropoda, Insecta, Diptera, Calliphoridae. Gene Ontology annotation, biological process: regulation of synaptic transmission, cholinergic; positive regulation of voltage-gated potassium channel activity; sleep. Bases 204 to 644 code for a protein of 146 amino acids.
UCUGAAACGUCAGUACAGGCUUGACAUUUGAGUGUUUUGCUUUGGUUUGUGUUAAGAAAGGCAAGCAAAACAUAAGAAAGAAAAAUAAAUUAAAAACAAAAUCGGUAAAAAGAUUUUAAAAGUUGUGUGGUGUUUUGGUUGUUUUAUUGGUGAAAACCUGUCAAAUAUAUACAAAAAAAGUUAAAAUUACAAUAAAAAAAAAUAUGUGGCAGAAACUGUUAUUACAAUGUAUUUUGCUGAGUGCCGCCUUAAGCUCUGUCAUGGCCAUCAAUUGUUACGUUUGCGAUGCCUCUGACACUAACAAUCCAUUCCAAUGUGGCGAAUGGUUCGAACGUUUCGAUGAACCCGACUUAGAGCCACAAAACUGUUCGAAUGUUCACGAUGCUAAGUUCUGUAUUAAACAUGUGGGACGUUUUGAAGGUGGCAUCGGAGCCAAAAGAUUCUGUUCCUCCAAAGAUUUAGGCAAUUACUGCGAUUAUGUGCGCAACAAAGGUGAUCGUAUGGACUAUAGAUCAUGUAUUUAUACUUGCAACUCUGAUGGCUGUAAUGGUGCGUCUAGUAUACGUCUUACACAACUACUUCUACCAUCACUAGUAGGUGCGGUUGUGGUGUUUGCAGUAAUGAGGUUGAAAAACUUGUGGUGAGAGGUAGUGUUGUUAAAGAGUGUAUUCGUUAGAAAUUAUUUUAUUGUUGAUUUUAAUAAAUGUAAUAGAAAAUUAAAUAUUUUUAUACGAAAUUUGAUUAUAAAUAUGAAUUAUUAACCUACUAGUAGUUUUUAAAUAAUUUUUUUUUUAAAUUUUCAAUAAAUUGUAUGGAAAUAUUUUUAAUGUAAUUUAAAGUAUAAAGAAAUUACUCAAAAUAAUACAAUAUACGAAUGCUGUUAUGGUUUUCACACAGUUUUUUUUUUAUAAUACAUUAUCACCACUUAGGUUUUUGACAACUGAGUUAGGUCAUUGGCAGGAGAAUUUCCGAUCUAUGUGUAUUUAUCUAUGAUUUAAAGUAUUUUAAAACAUUAAUUCAUUAUAUAUAUGAAGUGGAAAACUCCACAUCAAAACUGAAAUUUUCACCUGAUUUGACUUUUGCAUACAUUUGGUAAAAUGCGAUUGAAAUUAGGGCAAAUCUUAAGCAAACCAGGGGUUUUUUUACGUGGAGUAAUAAAUUAUCGACUUUGUAUUGAUGUAAAAUAAGAACAAACUCUUUUAGUUGAGACAACAGAUGUCAAAUUCGCAACGGGUAAAAUUACCAGGAUUGAUAUAUAUUUUCAAAUGACAAACGAUUUGUCGAAAAUAAUGUUCAUUCACUAAUCAAAUCUAUAAUUACACAUUAACUUAAGUACCAACAACGAAUACAUUCUUUAAAAUUCAGCAUUGUAUUGCAUCACACAAUAAUAUUUUUAAUUUAAUAAACUUUGUUUUGAUUUAAGACACGAAUAGUAACACAAUAAUGAAUAAAAUAUGUUAAUGUUUAUGUUCUAUUCUAGUACUGUUUUCUACAAAAAUAGCUUUACUUAAUUAGUUAAUAAGUGCCUUAAAUAUAAAUAAUUCAAACUAGAAAAUAAAAACUUUAUACAUACACAAAUCAUUCACUACUUUUUUUUUAUUUGUUAAAUAAAUUUUACUUUAAAAAACUAA